Messenger RNA from Centropristis striata (black sea bass), 1402 nucleotides. RefSeq lists its product as uncharacterized. The coding region runs from base 335 to 1021 and encodes 228 amino acids. The transcript is spliced from 3 exons. NCBI's taxonomy places the organism in Eukaryota, Metazoa, Chordata, Actinopteri, Perciformes, Serranidae. Gene Ontology annotation, molecular function: DNA binding. The record is from RefSeq and is a predicted model, not a curated record.
CUGGCCAGUGUACCAACCUCCACCUACCGAGUCAUCUUUACCCAUCCAGCCACAGCACCAACCUGUAACUGCCUGGCCACAGUACCAGGUUCCAGUUUCCCAGUCAUCGCCACAUAAACAUCCAUGUUACGAGCAUCCACCUACCCAGCUGCUCCACCAGUAUGUACCCACUCUGUCUCCAGUCACACAUCAUUCCAACCUUUCACAGUAUCCAAAGCAUCACAAGGCACUGCCCACAUCUUCAGACCUGUCAGAACAACCUGUUUUGGUGAAUUUAGAUCACCAAAGACAGCCACCAGCUCCUACUGUGACACCCAAAGAAAGCUUUCUCAAAAUGUUGUACAGUCCAAACCAAGAAUCUGCUGUUCUUGGGGACCACAGCCAGCCUAGUACGUCUGAACUUGACACUUCUUCAAGCUCGUCAUCUGCGGAUACUUUCAUCAUCGAGCGUGAUCCACUUCCAGAAUCUGGAGAGCCAAUUUUCAGUUUGCCUGAAUCAAGAGAAGACAGGUCAUGGAAGCCAUGCAGGGCAUGCAAGGCAGAGAUGGAAAAAUUAGUGGAGGAGAAGGCCAAACUGCAGGAUGUGCUGUGCGGUAUAAGUGGUGAGCACCUGGAGGCAUUAAAAAGCUUUCUGAACAAAGUGGAACAGAUCCAACCGCAGGCUGAUGUUGGGGCUCCAAAACACAGAUCUGGAAAGCAAGAGCUGUAUCCAGAAAGUGGCCUAUUCGUGUCUUCUACCCGCCUGGCUGCAAUACAUGCAGAAGCAAAGAAGGACUGCCUCAGAUUGUUCCAUCUUCUUUUUGAUGAGUUUUUUACUGCAGAGGAGUGCCGAAAUGCUGUGGCCUUUGGGAAGCACGGGAAGGUGCCAGAUGGGAAGACAGUCCUGGAUAAGUUCAAAGUCAGUGGGAUUCUAACUUACAUCAUGCGCUGUAGUACCCUGGAUGGAUGGACACCGGUGGAGAAAAGUAAGGUCAAAAAAGCCUUCAUAAACAAAUGCCGCAUCAGGGCCACAACGCUGUAAAGUAUUUCAUGUGGCAUACUGAUGUAUGUUCAAUGUUCCAUGUUCAAAAAAGCCCCUGUAUGCAAAUGCUGCAUGAGGGCCUUAAAGACUCUAAAGUUGUUAAAUGUUGUGCAAUGUGCACUGUUGUAAACUUGUGCUGAUACUGCUCAAAACACUGUUGGAGACAUUGUUACUGUUUUAAAAACAUACUUUUACUGAAAAGAGACGCAUUUAUAGUACAGGCAAUGUGAGAAUAGCUUUUGCUGUCUUUCAAUGUUAACUUUAUUGUAAACAUUGUUAUUGUGAAUGUUAUUACAGCUUCUUGAAAUACUCAAAAUACUCAGUCAUUGUACUUAACAAUUGAGUCCUGCUGUUUUGAAUUUGAAUAAAGAUUCAGAUUAC